Molecule: messenger RNA, 4602 nt
Organism: Biomphalaria glabrata
Lineage: Eukaryota; Metazoa; Mollusca; Gastropoda; Planorbidae
Product: protein adenylyltransferase SelO, mitochondrial-like
Exons: 13
Coding region: 643-2808 (721 amino acids)
Source: RefSeq, a predicted model, not a curated record
AGAAUCUAGUUUAUCUAGGCCUACUUACUUUACUAGUUCAUACUAGUCUAGAGUACUAGAGCUACUACUCAGUAGUAGAGUCUAGUAUAGAAUAGAUCUAGAAUCUAGAUAUACUAAUAAUUAGUAAUAAAUAUACUAGUCUAGUACUACUGUAACUACACUACUCUAGACUAGAGUUAGAGUCUAGACUGUACGACUACUAUUCUAGUACUAGCUAUUGUAGGAACUCUAGGGCUAGGCCGGCUAGGGUAUUAAUUUUGUGAUACUGGCCCUACAGAGUACAGUAGCGUAACCAGCAUUCAUUACGAAUUACAUGAUUACGAAGUAUUGUAAUUGAGUAAACUAAAGACUGAUGAUUAAUAAAUAUGCCAAUAAUAAAAGCCUUGCCUAAGGCUUAACUAGGCUUAACUUAAAAAGCCAUUGGGAUGAUUGAAUAGGCCUACAGAUCACAAUCAUGACAAUCACAAUGAUUCAACAAAGUCACUUUGACUAAUGUGACUCUCAUUAACUCAUACAUAGUGUAACAUAGUGAUCAGAUGAAAAAUAAUUAGAACUUAGACUUAGAUCUAUCUAGAUCUAGAUCUAAACAUUGUCAGCCAUAGUCUGGGGCGUAGUCAAUGGUUUUCAUUUGCAUAUUAUCCUAUGACAUCAAAUUCUGUAUUAACAAGCCUAUAUAAGUGUUCUGUUCAAUUAUCAGGAUGGCUGGAAGAAAUUUUAUCCUGUAGAACACAUCGAUAUGGCUGUAGUAUAACAUAUCCAUUUAAAAGAAGGUUAUUUCAUUCAGGAUACAAUUCAUUAAGUCAUGAUUUGACCAGGAAUAGGCUAACAUCUAGCAGAUCAACUAGAUCUACACAAGAAAGAAACUAUAUUUGGAAAUUAGGUUGUGCAGUAAAAAGAAUUAUAUUUAGCAUGGCAGGAUUAAAACCAACACUUGAAACUUUGCAUUUUGAUAAUUUGGCUCUUCAGUUGUUACCAGUGGACCACAGUGCUUUAGUAACACAAAGACAGGUUCAUGGAGCGUGUUUCUCCAAAGUUCAACCAACUCCAGUUGUCAACCCCAGAACUGUGUGUGUGUCUUUAUCAGCACUAAAUCUGCUGGAUAUUGGGGAAUCUGAAAUGAUGCGGCAAGAGUUUGUUCAAUAUUUUAGUGGCAAUAGAAUUUUACCAGGCUCUGAGACAGCUGCGCAUUGUUAUUGUGGUCAUCAGUUUGGAUAUUUCUCUGGCCAGCUUGGGGACGGUGCAGCAAUGUACCUUGGGGAAAUCCUUAAUGAAAAAGGUGAAAGAUGGGAGAUACAGUUAAAAGGUGCUGGUAAAACACCCUAUUCUAGAUCAGCAGAUGGUAGGAAAGUUUUAAGGAGUUCAAUAAGGGAAUUUUUAUGUAGUGAGGCCAUUCAUCAUUUAGGAAUACCAACUACUAGAGCUGGUUCCUGUAUUACGUCUGACUCUUUGGUUGAAAGAGAUAUUUACUACAAUGGCAACCCUAAACAAGAGCAGUGUACCAUUGUACUGAGGAUUGCCCCUACAUUUCUUAGAUUUGGUUCAUUUGAAAUCUUUAAACCUGUAGACAAUCAAACACAAUAUGAAGGUCCGAGUGUUGGACGUACAGAUAUUCUACUUACACUGCUAGACUACACCAUUGAGCACUUUUAUCCCUUGAUUUGGAAACAACAAUGGAAAAAGAAGAGAGAGAUGUAUUUAGAAUUCUAUACUGAAGUGGUGAGGAGGACGGCAAGGCUAGUGGCCGAGUGGCAGUGUGUUGGUUGGUGCCAUGGCGUCUUGAAUACUGACAAUAUGAGCAUUGUUGGAGUCACCAUUGAUUAUGGCCCUUUUGGUUUCAUGGACAAGUAUAAUCCAUACUUUGUGUGCAAUGCCUCAGAUGAUGGGGGUCGCUACAGCUAUAAAAAACAGCCAGAGAUUUGCAAGUGGAACUGCCAGAAACUGGCUGAAGCCAUUCAAGAUGCAGUGCCACUUUCUAAAACAGAACCUGUGUUGAAUUUGUUUGAUGAGGAGUUUGAUAGACACUACACUAUGAAAAUGAGAAAGAAGUUUGGCUUAAAGAAGGAACAGACUCAAGACAGGGAACUUUUUAACAGCUUCUUUGAAACACUGGAAAGAACUGCUGCAGAUUUUACCAAUUGUUUUCGAUAUUUGAGUAACUUCCCUUUACCAGGCUUAUCAGAUUAUGAAGAAAAGAAAGCUGAUGUUAUCAAAUAUUUUGUAUCCCAGAGUUCUACUGUGGCAGAGCUAAAGAAGGUUAACAGAGUUCGCUAUGAGAACAGUCAGUUGAUGCUGUAUCUAAUGUUAGCUGAGAGUCGUCCUGAAAUGAUUCCUAACCUGAGAAAAGUAAUGCCUGAAAUUGUUCAAGAACUCAAUAAGAUGGAAAGACUGAAAGAGCUAAAGGAUUUAACAGAUGAGUCGCUUUCCCAGAAAAGUUUUGAAAGAUGGAGUGCAUGGUUUGAAAAAUUUGCUUUGAGACUCCAACUAGAGAAAGCUGAUGUCAGCGAUCUAAACUCUUUGUCAGAAGAAAGGAAGAAAAUUAUGAACUCAGUCAAUCCCAAAUUUGUACUCAGGAACUACAUUGCUCAGAAUGCUAUAGCUGCUGCAGAGAAGGGAGAUUACAGCGAGGUCAGAAAGGUCCUCAAACUUUUGGAAACACCCUAUGAUGAUGAUGUACCUGAUCUAAAUGCCCUAGAGUUGAAUGGUUUAAUGGAAAAUGAAUCUCACACUGGACAAGCAGGUUGUCAUGCUCAGCGCAUCAUAUAUGAUGAGAAACCACCAGAGUGGGCAUUUGACCUGCGAGUGACCUGAUCUUCAUAGAUUAAGGGUUCCUUUUGUUAUAUGCUGAUGUGUUUUGAGUUAAUUAGGAGUAGAUUUGACUAGAGAUGUUCAGUUUAAGCUUUCUUGGAUUGAUAUGGGGAAAAAAAGAGAUUAAAACUUUCUUUUGAUGUUUUAAUAUCUAUGUUAAUUGCUGAAUUCAAUCUCUAAAAAUUAUGUAAGAUUAAUUAUGUAAGACAAAACAUGUUAAAAUCUUUAGGAGUUAUAAACCUAAUUGACCUUCUCUUGCUCUUCUAGGCUAGUUUAAGUAAACUCAUUCUAAUUGGCUCAACUCACAUCUGCUAUAAGAAAUGAACCUUCCUGUAUUUAUUGGCUGAAAUAUUUAUGCUGCAUUGUCUGUUUUAUUGAACUUUGUCUUUUAAAACAAGUUUUUAAGUCCACUUUAUCUGAAAUUCAAAACCAUAUAGUUAGUAAAUAAGAGCUAAAUUGAUAGUGUAAUCAAAGAGAACAAGAUAUUUGAAUUUUCUUGUCAGUCUGAAUGUAAUAAGGUUAUCUUCAGAAUGGUUAGGUUUAUGUUUUAAAACAAGGGAACUUAUUAAGCAAUACUGAAAUUUUAGCUGGUAAACUUUGUUUUUUUUUGUAGGAUUUUAAAACAUUAGUAGAUGGAGACAAUGUUUAAUUCUUAUCUAAACUUUGUAAAUGAAUUAGUUGAAAUUUAGGAGUCUCCAAUAAACAAAAGGAUACUUUGAAAGAAACUUAUUAUCAAGAUAAAUGCAAUAUUUUAUUUCUAAAAACAACCUUAUAUAUGAUGUAAAGUAUUGAAAAAACAAACUUUAAAUAUUUGAUUGAACUAAUCUCAUGUUUAGGGAAUUGCAACAACAGUUUAACUCUAAACAAAGCAUCCAAUGAUACCACAUACAUUAGAAAGACAAAGUUCACUAAAAAGAGCAAUGCCUGAUGAAAGGUCCAUGUUCAAACUUCUAAGCUGAAGUAUCAUGUGAGCUUGAUACAGCAUAGAAUUGAAGCUAAACUGGCAUGUCUAUUUGCUGAGAUUUAAUCUUGUGUAAGUUGGUUGUCAGAUAAUACCUUACUCACUGAAAUAUAUUGGACUCUUCUUCUUCUUGUUAUUACUUGUUUUUUUUUCUCUCCACUUUAUGUUUACAUUUUAAAAUGUAUUGUACAAAGCACCUUACAGUCACAGAAUAAGAUCGUUAUUAAAAUGUUUUUCUAAACUUCUUGUAAAAGAAUUUUCGACUUUACAAGUCACAGCUAUUGAUUUUACAUGGCGUCAAGUGAAAAACUUGUUUUACAAUCACAUGAAUAUCUCUUUUAAAAGUCUAUUAAGGGAUUAUAAAAUAUUUUUUGUUGGAUGAAGCCAUAUUUUGAUUUGAAGCCAUAUUUUAGCUUGAAUCCACAAUUAGGAAUAGGCAAUAUUUUGAUUUCAAGCCAUAUUUUGGCUUUUUAACUCAUUGAAUGUCUACAUUUGUAGUCAACUGUUGUUGAUAAAAGAGAUUAUUUUGUGUUCUCCAUUAAGCAGAAUGUUUUCUCUGUACAAUUUAUUUUCAACUCAUCACAUCUCCCUUACCUGUUGGCAAAUGUCUUUCAUUAUGAUUUGGUUUGAAUAAUGUCAUAUUUUGUCCCAUGGUUCAACAUUUUUAUAUUGUUGUUUUUUGUGUGAAGUUAACUUCUAUGACAAUUUUGCUCUGUAAUGUGUUAUUGGUGUCUGUAUUGACAUGUUUGUAUUUGUAUAUAUACAAUUGUAAGAAAAAAGUAAAUGAUGCUUGUAUCUUUGUUCAAUAGAUCUACACAAUAAAAAUAUUUUUUAAA